Molecule: messenger RNA, 1577 nt
Organism: Brienomyrus brachyistius
Lineage: Eukaryota; Metazoa; Chordata; Actinopteri; Osteoglossiformes; Mormyridae
Gene: thap1
Product: THAP domain containing, apoptosis associated protein 1
Exons: 3
Coding region: 317-865 (182 amino acids)
Molecular function (GO): sequence-specific DNA binding
Source: RefSeq, a predicted model, not a curated record
CGUGAAAAAAAAAACAGAAAUACAUAAUAAACGGGACGAAUUUGAAUGUUCAUAAUUUAGUUAUUACUGCAGCCAUGGUACAGUCUUGUUCGGCGUAUGGCUGUAAAAACAGAUACCAUAAGGACAAAAAUAUUUCUUUUCACAAGUAAGUUGAACUGCAGCCGGACGUUCCGCCGUGCGUUUUCGAAAGGAAGGCAAAGCAUACGACGUGGAGCCAUGGAGCCGCCAGCAUGUGUGCAGAGUGCGAAACCCUGGGCUGGGUGACGUGAGAUUCCCACUUGCACGUCCAGAUAUAUGUGGAAAAUGGGUGGCAGCAAUGAGAAGGAACAACUUCAAGCCAACAAAGUACAGCAACAUCUGCUCACAGCAUUUUACAAAAGAUUGCUUCAAACAGGAGUGUAACAACCGGGUGCUGAAAGAGAAUGCAGUUCCAUCACUCUUCUGCCUCGGCAGGACACAGAAAAAGGAAGAAGCUCUGGAUGGUCGAGACGUGCAAGAGGUGUCCUUUCCCCUGGUGCUUCCCAUUCCAGAGGCUGAGCAGUCCCAGGCCCAGCUGCAGGUGGUGGUGAACCCAGCGCUGCUCCCGAACACGUCAGUCCCCUGUGACCACAACUACACUGUGGAGGACACCAUGCAGCAGAAGAAACGAGUAGAGCAGUUAGAGGAGCAGCUGGACAAGCUACGCAAGAAGCUGAAGACCGUCCAGCAGAAGUGUCGCCGCCAGGAGAGGCAGCUGGAGAAGAUGAAAGCCAUGAAGGAGUCACAGGAAGCCAGCAGGGAGCCCAUAAUGAGAGAGAGCUACGUUAUCCUGCCCAAGGAGCUCUAUGACGUCCUGAAAGGAACAGAGCCUGUGGGUGGCUUGUAGUGGCCUUGACUGCCUGGGGAAACCCAGCAGAAAAUGUCAUGUAUUUCCAUUUUGGGUUCCUCUCAUUGCACUCAACAAAGUGUCAUCCAAUCCCAGGCUUACUGAUAAUCCAUCACUGGAAAUUUUAAGCAUCUAAAAGAGACUAGGAUGAUUCAGUUUUGGUGUACUGGUAGUGAACUGCAUUCAGGAAAUUCAGAGGUCCCUUAUAGACCAAAGCAAAGUGUGCACAGGUGCCGUGGAUAGUGUCGCAUGUGGAUUUGAACCCUGUUCAUGGUAGGUAUGAGUGUACAGGUUCACGACACUCCAACCAAGCCCUCGGCUGAACUGCCCUAAACGCUCUCACAUCAAAGGCUGUUAGAGGUUUAAAGAUGAAAGGCUGCUCUCACUUAAACCGGAGUUCAUAACCACUGGUCUAUGCAAAUCCUGGGUCGAACUAAUUAACUCUUAACCAAGGGUAGGAAAUGAUGGGGUUUGGGGUAAAUUAUCUAAUUUAAGAAAGCAUGCAAAAUGAUUGAAGCUGGAAUAGCAGUAUUAUAAGAUGUGUUUGUAAGAAUUUGUUUGUUUACAGUAAUAUUGCACAAAGGAUGUGGAUUGCGGCAGUAGUGAGGUAUUCUACAGUACUAAGAACAGCAGAGUUUAAUAACAUUUUAUAAGAUGCUGUGUACUGCUGUGUAAGUACCGAUGGUAGCACCAAUAAAAAGAAUGGCGAUGA